CGUUUUUGUAAAGGCUUCCUGUUUAUUUAGUAAGCAUGUUGUAUCAGGGAAGCACAAGCCAGCCUAUAUCUGGGUUCAAUAUAAGGUAGCCUUUGUGGGUGAGUUUUGCAGUUUCCAUGUGUUGUUGUUGUUUUUGGCAUGUGAAGAACAAAUUACGUCUGGACUGAGCGAACCGUGUCGAUCAUGUCGGAGUUCACUGAAAAGGAGCAACACCCGAUCAGACUCAGAUCUAUAAAAAACGAAAAGAUAUUUACAGUCCCCGAGCAGGAUCGGCUCGGGAACUGCAGGAGCGUAAAAGAGUUUGAGAAGCUGAACCGAAUCGGAGAAGGGACCUAUGGAAUCGUCUAUCGAGCCCGGGACACAAAAAGUGAUGAGAUUGUUGCACUAAAGAAAGUGCGAAUGGACAAGGAGAAAGAUGGACUCCCCAUCAGCAGUCUCAGAGAGAUAAACCUGCUGCUCAAACUGAGGCACCCCAAUAUUGUGGAGCUGAAGGAGGUGGUAGUAGGAAGUCACCUGGAAAGUAUUUUUCUGGUGAUGGGAUACUGUGAACAAGACCUUGCCAGCCUUUUAGAAAAUAUGCAGUCACCAUUCUCAGAGGCUCAGGUGAAGUGUAUCAUUCUGCAGCUUUUAAAGGGACUCCAUUACCUUCAUGAAAACUUCAUUGUGCACAGGGAUCUUAAAGUGUCCAACUUGCUAAUGACUGACAAAGGCUGUGUAAAGAUCGCUGAUUUCGGACUGGCCAGAGCCUACGGUGUGCCUCUGAAACCGAUGACCCCGAAGGUGGUUACAUUGUGGUAUAGAGCCCCUGAACUUCUGUUGGGAACAAAAACACAAACCACUGCUAUCGAUAUGUGGGCAGUGGGAUGCAUCCUGGCUGAAUUACUGGCCCAUAAGCCUUUGCUUCCUGGAGGUUCAGAACUUCAGCAGAUUGACCUAAUAAUUCAAUUGCUGGGGGCACCCAAUGAGAACAUAUGGCCAGGCUUCUCCAAGCUCCCACUGGCUGGUCAAUACUCACUGAGGAAACAACCCUACAACAACCUCAAAAACAAAUUCACCUGGCUCUCUGAGGCGGGACUCCGGCUGCUCAAUUUCCUCUUUAUGUACAACCCCAAGCGGAGGGCCACUGCAGAGGACAGUUUAGAGAGUUCCUACUUCAAAGAAAAGCCCCUGCCCUGUGAACCAGAACUGAUGCCUACCUUCCCUCACCACCGGAACAAGCGAGCUGCAGGGGGCUCCGAGAUCCAAUCAAAACGCAUCAAGGUUUGAUUUAAUUGUGUUCUGUGAAAUCUAAAACCUGGUCGAAGGAAUUGUUGAGGUUACUGGACACCCCAACAAACUUACAUUUUCAAAACAUCAGAAAGAAAUCUACUGUAUAGGGAUACCAUAAAAACACAAAAUCAGCGAUACAUUCCAAGAAUCAACUUUAUUGAGCUUGCUAUAGUAUUACUUACACAGUGUCAUAAAUGUAACUGAAACAAAAAUUACAAAGUAGCAAAUACAGUAUGCAUGUACUGUAUUGAAUAUUGCUAGAAGUAUAUUUUUGAAUAUUUACUUUGGGUCUUGUCAAUAAAAGCAAUUUUUAGACAAAA
Messenger RNA from Polyodon spathula (Mississippi paddlefish), 1589 nucleotides. RefSeq names its product cyclin-dependent kinase 10 (gene cdk10). Gene Ontology annotation, biological process: regulation of mitotic cell cycle; protein phosphorylation. The coding region runs from base 184 to 1266 and encodes 360 amino acids. The record is from RefSeq and is a predicted model, not a curated record. Gene Ontology annotation, cellular component: nucleus. Gene Ontology annotation, molecular function: cyclin-dependent protein serine/threonine kinase activity; ATP binding. The transcript has 14 exons. Lineage: Eukaryota; Metazoa; Chordata; Actinopteri; Acipenseriformes; Polyodontidae.